AUGCGCCUCUUCCUUGAGAUUAUAAAGGACAGUUCUUUUCCUUGGUCAUUGGGUCCACAUGCUUUUAGUGUUGCUGCAGGUUAUGUUGGGGGAGGCUUGCCUACCCAUAAAGGUGCUGGAACAAACUCAUUAUGUUUACCAGAAACGCCGGAAUAUGAUGACGAUUUAACAUCUGGUGGCAACAAUCGAUUGUCUCUGUUAUACAGUCCUUUGAGUGACGUACACGAGGGAGACAUCAUGUGUGCGGUGUGCCUUGCGCGUGGCAGAUCAACCACUUUGAUGAUUCCUGCUAAACGCACGUGUCCUUCAGGCUGGACCAAAGAGUAUGGCGGUUUAUUGAUGGGAAGCUACAAGGAAUAUAGUGGUCAUAAUUAUCUUUGCAUUGGUAGAAAUCCUCAGGCACGACAUGGUUCCAUGGCAGACAAUGAAGGCCAGUUGUUUUACCCUACCAGUGGAGUAUGCAGCUCGCUCCCUUGCCCACCGUACGUUAAUGGGUAUGAAAUAUCAUGCGUUGUAUGUACUAAAUAAAUAGUCUCGCGUUUUACUAUCAUAAUCGGCGGAGGCCCGUCCCAUAGUGGAUAAUUAUAAUGUUACAAUAGUUUAAGCCAGAGGGAUAAAUUUUAGCAUAAA
Messenger RNA from Anneissia japonica, 630 nucleotides. RefSeq lists its product as uncharacterized. NCBI's taxonomy places the organism in Eukaryota, Metazoa, Echinodermata, Crinoidea, Comatulida, Comatulidae. The record is from RefSeq and is a predicted model, not a curated record. Bases 1 to 528 code for a protein of 175 amino acids. The transcript has 2 exons.